Molecule: messenger RNA, 5686 nt
Organism: Bombyx mori (domestic silkworm)
Lineage: Eukaryota; Metazoa; Arthropoda; Insecta; Lepidoptera; Bombycidae
Gene: Tre1
Product: protein trapped in endoderm-1
Exons: 6
Coding region: 385-1389 (334 amino acids)
Biological process (GO): G protein-coupled receptor signaling pathway
Cellular component (GO): membrane
Molecular function (GO): G protein-coupled receptor activity
Source: RefSeq, a predicted model, not a curated record
ACAUUAAAUUUUAACAAGCGUGGAAGGAACGUCGAAAAUGAAUUCGAAAUUCAAACGAUAGUUUUCGCUGUUCCUCGUCGAUGGCGCCAGUAGCGCUGGGUUGCCUGUUGUGGAUGGACGUGUGGUGGUGUUAAUUUCCUACGACGUGACUGAUCAAACUUUGAACGUGAUUUAUUUUGUGAACUUUGUGAAUGACUAUAUAAUUUUUCGUUCUGUUUGUUUGUGAUAUCCAAAUUCCUUGAUAUCGUAACGUGUGUCGGCUCCACGAAAACCACAAACAUGGCUGUAAGAACAGAGAUCCCGGUGCAUAAUAAUAUAAUUAUAUAAUAAGGCUUUUUUGGCUCUUUAACUGACAAGUGAAAAAAAGUGUAGUGAAGUGCAAAAAUGUCUUCUAUCGAUAAAAUGUAUAAUUUUACGUUGAGCGACGCGCAAAAUGGGACAUUUUAUCCCACUGAGGCCACGAUCUUGGCCGCUGUCUGUGCGAGCGUAUUCAGCGUUGUUGGAGUAGUUGGUAACUUAGUAACCGCUGUAGCUCUACUCAUGCAUCCGAAGCUAAGAGGCCACGUGACCACAAUGUUCGUGCUCUCCCUCUGCCUCUCCGAUCUACUCUUCUGCGCCAUCAACCUGCCUCUAACCGCCAAUAGGUUCAUCAAGCAACACUGGAGUCUCGGGCCUCAGCUGUGUCAACUUUUCGCGUUCAUUUUUUAUGGAAAUGAAGCCGUGUCACUAUUGUCCAUGGUGGCUAUCACUAUUAACAGAUACACAUUGAUAGCAUACUACGACAUGUACGCGCAAAUCUAUACGACCACGAAGAUAUGGAUACAAUUGCUCCUCAUCUGGAUCGUGUCUUUCGGAUUCAUGAUUCCCCCCCUGCUCGGCAUCUGGGGUCAACUAGGGUUGGAGAAGAACACGUUUUCGUGCACGAUAUUACCGAAGAACGGGCAGUCGCCGAAAAAAGCGUUGUUCGUUUUCGGCUUCGCGUUGCCCUGCGUCGCGAUCAUCGUCUCGUACUCGUGCAUCUAUUGGCGCGUCAGACAGAGCAAACGGAAACUUGAAGGACACGGUAAACUCAGCGGCCAGACUGCGAAAGAGAAAGAAGAAGACUCUAGACUGACGAGGCUGAUGCUGACCAUCUUCGUGUGCUUCCUCGCCUGCUUCCUGCCGCUGAUGAUCAUGAACGUGGCCGACGACGACAUCACGUACCCCUGGCUCCACAUCAUCGCCUCGAUCCUGGCGUGGGCGUCCAGCGUGGUCAACCCGCUGAUCUACGCGGCCACCAACAGGCAGUACCGGGCCGCCUACGCCAACCUCCUCAAGUUCUGCAAGCUCAGCCCCGCCUCCCGAAGAACGACGUACGGCAGUCGAACCAUGGCGCAGUCCUCCAACUGAUCGGUAAACAAUCAAAUGAAAACAACUAAUUUAAUGUAUACAGUAAUCGCCUCGUAUAACAAGGGAGAUUGGAUCGCGUUGUACGAGUAUGCCCAUAUAACGAGUUAUGUACAUAAUAUAAUAAUAUAAUAUCGAGGGGUGCAAGGUUAUUUGGUUUAAGUGACAUUUCGCUUAAUACACUAAAUCUAUCUUUGUAAUUAAAUAGUAUCAACAGAUGUUUUUAAUUGAACAUCAAUUAUGUUUACCUCAUUCAAAUAGCUGAAGAAGUUUUUUGUCAUGAUAUUUUUUCCAAAUUUUAAUGGCUAAAUUGCUCUCCUGCAAAGUUGCAAAAAUGUCGCUUAAACUAGAUAGCCUUUCACCUAUCGAUAUACAUACAAUAAAUAUGAUACAAUAUAAUCAAUGUUUUUUUAUAAUUAAAAAACAAGGGACAAUUUUUUUUUAUAUUUUAAUGUAAUUAAAUUUUAUAACGACACAAUUGACACAAUGUGCAACAAAGGUACGCGAAAUUAAUUAUGAACUGUACAAAUCAUUGUAAAUUUCACAGUAGGUACAGAUAUAUAGCGUGUGUAAUCCCCGCGUUAUAUGAAGAAUUCCGUGUUAUACGGGGCCUGAAAUCGGGUAAUAUAAAAAUGCGUUAUAAGAGUACCGUGUUAUAAAGGGCGUUACUGUAAUAAUAAUUAGCAGCUUAUUUUAAUGACAUGCUAUUUUUUCAAUAACCGUUAAACGUUUAUAAGCGCCACGGCAGCUUUGAUCAACUCUAAAGCUAUUGACUUUUUUUUUAAUAAAUAAUCCGUAUCGAAUCUCAUAUUUUUUAUUUAUUUCGCCUUCGCAGUUGGCUAUAAAUAAAUAUUUUGUCUAAAACUGACAUUGGAUAGGUCAGUAUUUAAAUAAUAUUUACUUUUAUAAUUGUAAAUAAUCCAAUCUACUUAAUUCAACAAUUAGUAGUAUUCCUAAUACUCAUAAUACUGUUUAAUUAAAACAAAUAUAAUUUUAGCGCCCUAUAAUAUUUUAAUACAAUUCGUUGUUUGUAAAUAGCAAUAUGUGUGUAUGUUGUUUAAUUUUAAUAUAUUUAGUUGAGUUGAACUGUUUCGAACUGGCUGCUGUGUUAUUGGAAGCUGUUGAUGUAUUAAGAAAUCGUUCAUUGAGCUUACAUUUAUUAUAUUACUACUAAAUGAAUAUGUAAUGCAUUAACAUUUCAAUUGAUGAAGUCUUGAAACUAUUAUUUUUUAUUUUUUUAUUGCUUAGAUGGGUGGACGAGCUCACAGCCCACCUGGUGUUAAGUGGUUACUGGAGCCCAUGGACAUCUACAACGUAAAUGCGCCACCCACCUUGAGAUAGAAGUUCUAAGAUCUCAGUAUAGUUACAACGGCUGCCCCACCCUUCAAACCGAAACGCAUUACUGCUUCACGGCAGAAAUAGGCAGGGCCGUGGUACCUACCCGCGCGGACUCACAAGAGGUCCUACCAGCAGUAAUAUUAAGAUAAAAAUGGUUAUGAUAAAAUCCCCAAAUAAUUAAGUACUCAGGUAACAACACGUACAUUAAACGUAACCAAAGCUUCAUAAUUACCUUAGUAUCUUUAUAGAAAAAAAAAAACGGUAGAAUGAUAGAAAACAAAUUUUUGUUUGCGCAAUUUGUUUAGGUAUAAAUAUUUCUAGUUCGCAUUUUGUCUUAGGUUAUAAAAGAAAAGUAAUUAAAGCAUUCCUUUAAGUAAAACUAGUUUAAAUAAAUAUAUCGAUGUAAAAAUGUAGACAGUUUUAAGAUAUAUAACACUGUAAUUAGGAUUAAGCGCGUCGCGAAUGUAUUUUUUUUUUCGACAUAGUGUUGCAUUUUGAAAAAAAAGAAAAAAACAUUUGUGGCUGUAUCUCACUUGUCGCUUUUGCUUGGCGUUGUUUCGAGAACGCUGAACCGAAAACUCACAGAACUGAACAUGUUUAUAUAAAAUUACUUACGUUCUCAAUUUUGCAUUAAUGUAUAUUCCUAUGUAUAAGUAAUAUUGCACAGAUAGACUGGGUAUUUUUUUUUUAUAAUUUCACUGAAAUUUUCACAUCAACUCAAAUUUUCAUCCAUAUUGUUUUUGUAUUCCUACUUCAAAUCUUAUUCAAUGUUAUAAUAGUCGCUAGACAUGAAAAUAGAAGAUUUAUGUUCAAUUAAAAUUAAAAUGUGAUUUCCCCGUCACACGAUCAGUCAGAGAAGGUAAGUGGCUAAACAAAGAAAAUAAAUAUCAUUGAACUAAUAGUCCAAAGGUAAACAGAAAAAAAAUAUUAACAAACAAUAAAUUUACGCUCACGCUACUUCGAGGUCAUCGACCUGGGCUGUCAGUUAAUAAUUUCUAUUGUAUUAAUAAUAUGAUCACAGCAAAAAAAAAAAAAAUGUAAAUUUUUUACUCGUCUCCGGGAUCACUAUCUUUAUUCGUUUUCUUUAGGACUUUACCAAUAAAUAGAUUUGCAAAAAAUUCAACAGUAGCCAAAAAAAAUUUUAAAGUACCAAAAGCUUUGUGUGCAAUUACGACGUAAAUUAAGUUCAUAUUAUUAUGAAGGGUAGAAUUAAGGAGUACAAUCACAGUGUAUUAAAAAGUGUCCGCUGAAAGGAGACAAUGAAGGUGGCGCCACAGUAACUAGUGGAGGUAUUUUAAAAACCGCGCCAUAAACUAUAGUAUGAUAUUAAACUUAGAAGAAUAAAAACAUUUCCUACGUAAAUACCUAUGUAGUAAUAAAAUAAAUAUUUAAGAUUUUAAAUGCUGUAUAUUGUUUAACUACACAAGUCACGAAAUAUAUAAAUUGUUUCAACUUCGCUAAUUUUAAAACUGCUAUAUUGAUAUCAUUUCCACAUCCUACACUAGCGCGGUUUCGGUGAGUCUUCCUACAAUAACUUGCUGUAUACAGUUGGAAACAUUUUCAAUUUGUCCCCUAUACAAGAUGGCGCACCUUACUUCUACCCACCAUAGUUCUAUAAUUUAAAUGGAAUUUCAUUAAACGUCAAAUUUAUAAAGACUGAUAUGAUAAGUCCAUUAGCAUACAAAUACUAACUUAAUAUGCAACAUUGCCACAGAGCUGUCACGCGUGGUUCGAAGAUCUACAAUCAAAUUCGAUUCUAUAAAAAUUAUGAAAACUCAAUUACGAUCGCUUAAGAAGGGAAACUAAAGAAUAUUUAUGUCCAAUGCUGGCGACGGGCCCGUAAGCUGAUGUUCAAUGUAGUGUGUCCGGGGCGAGAGUGCUAUUAGUGCUGUAAGGAAUGGCCAUUCUUUUUUGCCUACCUACUACUAGUAACCUCAAGGGGCUAGCUUCACCGAACGUCUAGACAAGUUCACGAGGCUCAACCUGGGAGACUGCUAUCAUCUACCACCGGAUCGGAAUCGCGACCCCAUCGCGAAACUCAGUGGACUGGGCCCCUCAUAUCGGUUUUAUUGUUUGUGAUUUAAAAUCAUAAAUAAAUCUGAAGACUUACAUAUGUGUCGCGGGGAGCUGAGUUUGAUUUUGAUUUUAGUAAACUGAAGUUCACUGGAAGUGAACUUGUUAAAAUACAUAUUGCAAUAAAUGAUAACAAAUUAAUAUUGUUAGAGUCGGGAUAGUAGGUACUAAUGUCGGCAUUUGCAACUUCAAAAACGGCUCUCAUAUAUUCUGAAAUGUUGUGUCAAUUAUAAUCAUGAUUUUUUUAAAGAAUGUAUAGUAAAGCUCAUUAGUUUUGAAAUAUGCAUAAUUAAGUUGGAUUAAGUUCGAAUAUACAUAUAAGCUUAGAGACUUAACCUUAGAUAAAACCACAAGGCCAAAGAAAUAAUGUCUUUACCUAAUUUACGAAGGUGAGUAGAAAAAUAGUUUGAAAAUUUUUAUUAUCAAAAUUGAUGUUACAAUUUUGGUCUAUUGUAUUCAUAAGAUUGUAAAAUUAGGUAGGCUCGUGCGUUUUUAUAAAAAAAAUAUAUUGUUUCUCUAGAAUACGGGUGAGUAAGCAUUUUUCUUCUCUCAUACAAGUUAUUUUCUUUACGUUUUCACCUGUAUAUUGUCAUAAGCCUUUCAUCUUGCACAUUUUUGUAAAUCAAUACAUGAUAGAUACGUAUUUCAAAAUGUAAAUUUAUGUAAAUUUCGUGUGUAGAUAAGUGACAAUAUUUUAUUUAUAUAAAUGAUUUAAAAAUUGGUUACAACUACGUACUACUUAUUGUAAAUAAAUAUUUUCUAUCUUGAGAACUAAAAAGUAUGAUUGUGCUAAAUUUUAAUUACUUUAUUCCUAGUUGAAUAAGUGUAGAUGUUCUAUGUCACGUAUAUUCGUUAGCCAAAGUUAAAUUAAUAAACAUUUUUAUAUGCA